AUGAGAGCUUCCACUACCACCUUUCUUCUUGGCUUGGCCGCUGCUGGUUUGGCUGCGCCAUUGAAGCGUGACGUCGAGUGGACCGAGAAAUACGUCCAGCCUGAAGCUCGCAGUGUCGAAUGGACCGAGAAGUACGUCCAGCCUAAGCCUCGCGACGUCGAAUGGACCGAGAAGUAUGUCAAGCCUGAGUGA
Messenger RNA from Penicillium diatomitis, 192 nucleotides. RefSeq lists its product as uncharacterized. The transcript has a single exon. The record is from RefSeq and is a predicted model, not a curated record. The coding region runs from base 1 to 192 and encodes 63 amino acids. NCBI's taxonomy places the organism in Eukaryota, Fungi, Ascomycota, Eurotiomycetes, Eurotiales, Aspergillaceae.